Orycteropus afer afer is the source of this 576-nucleotide messenger RNA. It is a transcript of the gene PTGDS, whose product is annotated as prostaglandin D2 synthase. NCBI's taxonomy places the organism in Eukaryota, Metazoa, Chordata, Mammalia, Tubulidentata, Orycteropodidae. The record is from RefSeq and is a predicted model, not a curated record. Gene Ontology annotation, molecular function: small molecule binding. The transcript is spliced from 6 exons. The coding region runs from base 1 to 576 and encodes 191 amino acids.
AUGGCUGUUCGAUACCCACUGUGGAUGGGGCUGCUCCUGCUGGGUGCCUGGGGGCCCCUGCCCACCCCAGCCCAGGCCCAGCUCUCUGUGCAGCCCAACUUCCAACAGGACAAGUUCUUGGGACGCUGGUUCAGCGCGGGCCUCGCCUCCAACUCGACCUGGUUCCGAGAGAAGAAGGCGUCGCUGUCCAUGUGCAAAUCGGUGUUGGCCCUCACGGCAGACGGGGACCUUAACCUCACCACCACCUUCGUCAGGAACAACCAGUGUGAGAGCAGGACCAUGGUGCUGCGGCCGGCCGGGCCUCCGGGCCACUACAGCUAUGGGAACCCUCACUGGGGCAGUGUGCAUGACAUCUCGGUGGUGGAGACGGACUACAGUCAGUAUGCCCUGCUGUGCACGGAGGGCUCCAAGAGGCCUGGGCACGACUUCCGAAUGGUCACCCUCUACAGCCGAACCCAGAACCCCAGCGCCCAGUUUAAGGAGAAGUUUGCCGCCUUCGCCAAGGCCAAGGGCUUCACAGAGGAGGCCAUUGUCUUCCUGCCUCAAACCGAUAGGUGCAUGGAGGAACCAGAAUAG